CCGACCCCAAGCAAGAUGGAUCGGCGCAAGGGCAGCGGCAGCCGCGACGCCAACGGCGGCGGCCUCGCGGAGGCGACGGCGUCCAGGCUCAGGUUCGAGGACGCCGACGAGGUGGCGGAGGAGGUGGGGAUGGAGGUCGAGGUGGAGGACUGCCCCGCCGCCGCCGCGGCGGAGGAGGUCAUCGGCAACGACAAGACCAGCGCCGACUACUACUUCGACUCCUACUCCCACUUCGGUAUUCAUGAAGAAAUGCUAAAAGAUGUUGUUCGGACAAGAUCAUACCAAAAUGUUAUUACCCAGAAUAACUUCCUUUUUAAGGACAAAAUUGUCCUUGAUGUUGGCGCCGGGACCGGUAUCCUUUCGCUUUUCUGCGCGAAAGCAGGAGCCAAGCAUGUCUAUGCGAUUGAAUGUUCCCAGAUGGCCGACAUGGCAAAGGAAAUUGUGAAAACAAAUGGGUUUUCUGAAGUCAUAACUGUAAUAAAAGGGAAAGUUGAAGAAAUUGAACUUCCCGUCCCAAAAGUAGAUGUAAUUAUCUCUGAAUGGAUGGGUUAUUUCCUCCUGUUUGAGAAUAUGUUGGACACUGUUCUUUUUGCACGAGAUAAAUGGCUGGCUGAUGAUGGAGUAGUCCUUCCAGACAAAGCCUCUUUACAUCUUACUGCAAUAGAAGAUGCAGAAUAUAAGGAAGACAAAAUUGAAUUUUGGAAUAAUGUAUAUGGCUUUGAUAUGAGCUGUAUUAAGAAACAGGCAAUGAUGGAGCCACUUGUAGAUACUGUAGAUGCAAAUCAGAUCGUCACUAACUGUCAGUUACUUAAGGUAAUGCCACACUUUCAACCAAGUUACGUAUUCUUUCUGUAUUUCUCUGGUCGAGUGACAAAUCAGCUCAUAUACCUGGUAAAUUUGUUUCAGACGAUGGAUAUUUCUAAGAUGUCAUCCGGGGAUGCAUCCUUUACUGUACCAUUUAAGUUGGUUGCAGAGCGUAAUGACUUCAUCCAUGCCCUUGUUGCCUACUUCAACGUGUCAUUCACCAAAUGCCAUAAGCUGAUGGGCUUCUCAACAGGGCCCAGAUCAAAAUCCACUCACUGGAAGCAAACUGUUCUGUAUCUUGAGGAUGUAGUAACUAUCUGCGAGGGGGAGACUCUGUCCGGCACUAUGACAGUUGCAAAUAACAAAAAGAACCCUCGGGACAUUGACAUUACACUUAAAUACUCCAUCAAUGGGCAGAGAAGCAAGGUGUCUAGAACACAGCACUACAAGAUGCGGUGACCAAUGAAAAAUUCAGCUACCCAGCCAUCCACUCAAUUUUCGCCGACCAAGUAUCUUGUGUUUCACAAUUGAUGAUUGUCCGUCAAUCUUGUAACGUGCGUUUGCGAGGAACCUAAGCCGAAAAUAGAAAGUAGUUUUGACUGGCAUGUUAAUGUAGGUUGCGAUAUUGCAAAUCUAUGUUGUGUUGCUUGCUGGUAGCUUGGCAGUGAUUUUGUGGAAAUUGUUGUAUUCGUUACAAAAUUGAUCUUAAUAGAUCACCACCCUCGCAAUUUAUGGGUGAGAUUUUCUGCCAUUUUCUA
Molecule: messenger RNA, 1562 nt
Organism: Lolium rigidum
Lineage: Eukaryota; Viridiplantae; Streptophyta; Magnoliopsida; Poales; Poaceae
Product: probable protein arginine N-methyltransferase 1
Exons: 8
Coding region: 16-1263 (415 amino acids)
Biological process (GO): peptidyl-arginine methylation
Cellular component (GO): nucleus
Molecular function (GO): protein-arginine N-methyltransferase activity
Source: RefSeq, a predicted model, not a curated record